AUGAUGGCAGGGCAGGCUCAGCAGGAGUCCUAUGCGUAUCCAAAGCCCCCGAGGAACCCCCGUCCCGCUGCAGAAUAUUGGUUUAACACUACAUGGUCCAGUGCUGGUGCAGGACAGGACUCCCAGAGAGACGAGGCUUCCAUGACAAAAGCAGUGGUUUUUGGCUCUGCAGCAGUGGCACUAAUGAUCGGGCUGUGGACAAGCCAUCGAUCAGCUGAUCUUUCUAUCACCGCGUGUGGAUACGGGGCUGUAAUUGAGUGGCACAGAGGGAGAGAGUGUCUGUUCCAGUUCAGUCAGCACCCCAGGGCCCUCCAGGAUGGGCUCCCCUCUGACCCCAGAGGCCAUUAUGAAGUGUGCGGGUCAUGGUCAAUUGUCCUGUGA
Knipowitschia caucasica is the source of this 381-nucleotide messenger RNA. NCBI's taxonomy places the organism in Eukaryota, Metazoa, Chordata, Actinopteri, Gobiiformes, Gobiidae. The record is from the annotation of a GenBank genome assembly.